Molecule: messenger RNA, 4224 nt
Organism: Alligator mississippiensis (American alligator)
Lineage: Eukaryota; Metazoa; Chordata; Crocodylia; Alligatoridae
Product: protein mono-ADP-ribosyltransferase PARP12
Exons: 13
Coding region: 91-2151 (686 amino acids)
Molecular function (GO): NAD+ poly-ADP-ribosyltransferase activity; metal ion binding
Source: RefSeq, a predicted model, not a curated record
CAGGCUGGGAGGAGGAGCCGGGCCCGGGGGCGGCUGCCGCCACACAGCCGAGCGGAGCGCAGCACGGCCCGGGCCGGGGCAGCCGCCAGCAUGUCGGACCGCGACGUGUGGCCCUUCCUCACGAAGACCCUGUGCGCCCACGGGGGCAGCCUGGACCUGCGGGAGCUGCCCCAGCACGUGGAGCUGCCCGAGUCGCAGCUGGGCCGGAUCGUGCGGGACGCGGGGCCGGGCCGGUUCCUACUGCAGCAGGCCGGCGGGACCUGCCAGGUGCUGGCCGUGACCCCGCUGCGCCUCUGCGUGCGCAAGGAGUGCAAGGGCUGCGAGCGCCUGCACCUCUGCAAGCUGCAUCUCAUGGGCAGGUGCCGCGUGCGGUCAUGUAAGUACAGCCAUGACAUCACCACAGAAGAGAACCGAAAGGUUCUAAGGACCAAUGAUCUCUCCGGCCUCAAUGAGAAUGAGCUGCGGGUCUUGCUCCUUCAAAAUGAUCCUUUUCUCCUCCCUGAUGUUUGCCCAUUUUAUAACAGAGGCGAAGGGAAUUGCGCUGAACAACAUAAUUGCACCAAACUUCACAUUUGCCGGCACUUUCUCCAUGGACAGUGUAGGUUUCCCAACUGCAAGAGGUCCCACAGCCUUCUGAAUUCAAAAGCACUGACGUUGCUGACACCAGUAGGGGUGAAUGAUAAUGCGGCUCAAAACAUCCAACUGAUCUGUGAUCACAAGCAUGCUACAUUUAGCCAGGAAAUAAGCCAGAGGAAAACUCUCAACAAUACUGAAGAAGCUAGAAAUAAAAGGAAAGUACAUACUGGCAAUAAAGAAAAAAAUGAGUCUACAGAAACUUCCAGUACACCUACCUCUCCAUCAUGUGCCUUUUCAUCGGAAGCAUCAACAUCACAAGCCGCAAAAGCCUUCUCUGCUCGUAAAACUGCUAGGAGCAGUGAUGUGAAUAAAUGUAAUGAGAUUUGCCUGUUCCACAUCUGGAAGUUCUGCAAACAUAAAGAAAAAUGCAGGAUGCUUCAUUACCAUCUGCCUUAUCGAUGGCAGGUAUUUAAUGGAGUAAAUUGGAACGACCUUGCCAAAAUGGAGGAAGUUGAAAAGGCCUAUUGUGACCCGAAUAAUAGCAGCUUACCACUUCAGAACAUCAAUUUUCAAAAAAUGAUGUAUGCCUUUGCUGAACUUCGUCGCCUUUCUACACCAUCAUCUGUUACAAAACCUCCAAAAUUCAUACUGACGACAAAGUGGAUUUGGUAUUGGAAAAAUGAUCAAGGCCAGUGGAUUGAGUAUGGAAGACAGGAUGGAAACCCCGGAGGUUCCUCACUAACUUCUGAUGAUCUGGAGAAUUUAUUUCUAGCAAAUCCAAAUGAAACUGUAGACUUUCAGACUGGCUCUCAACGGUAUCAAAUCUGUUUUAAAGAAAUGGUCCAGAAAAAUGUCCUUUAUCAAACUCAAAGAGAAGUCCGCAGGCGGCCAAAAUUUGUGCCUUCCGAAGAUGUGGAGAAGAUGAAGAAAGGCCAAGCGGAGACUCCUUUAAAUCCAAACUAUCCCAAAGACUGGGACAAAUCUGCACUGCCUGACACUGGGUACAAGGCUGUGGUGAUCACUAAAGAGUCUUCUGAAUAUGCUACAAUUGCGAAGCUGUUUCAACAGACAAUGAAAGGUUAUGUUAUCCAUUGUAUGAAGAGGAUUCAGAACCCAUCCCUUUGGCAAAUCUUUCAGUGGCAAAAGGAGCAGAUGAAGAAGAACAACGGAGGAAAGGAUGUAUACGAGAGGCUCCUGUUCCAUGGAACCAGCAGUUCCUUUCUGGAAUCCAUAUGCACUCAGAAUUUUGACUGGAGAAUCUGCGGAGUCCAUGGAACCAGCUAUGGAAAAGGAAGUUACUUUGCAAGAGAUGCUAGUUAUUCCCAUGCUUACAGUCAGUCUCCUACUACCAAAAUGAACAUGAUGUUUGUGGCACGGGUUCUGGUUGGAGAUUUCAUCAGAGGAAAUGCAACCUAUGUUCGUCCCCCAUCAAAAUCUACUAAUACGAUCAACUUAUAUGAUAGCUGUGUGGACAAAGAGUCUGAUCCCUCUAUUUUUGUCAUAUUUGAGAAGCAUCAGAUUUACCCAGAGUAUAUAAUAGAAUAUCGCGAAGGCAAAAACUGUACUGUAUCUUAGAUAUAGGAAUGUACUAUGUCUUAGAUAAGGAAAGGAACAGUUUGCAUAGCUCAGCUAAUUGUUGAUAUUGUUAAGGGGGUUUUAUUUGGGCUUAUUUGUUAUACUGAUAAGGGUCUCAUUUUUAACAUUAACACUCUCCAAACAUUUUUGCAAAUAAUUUGGUACUUGAAGGAGGUUUGCAAGAUGAACAUCCUGCUUGUUAGAAGACUAAUCUUUUUCAUCAGGCCAUUAACAUUCAUCUAAUCAGAAAAUGUGAUUACAGGUAACAUGAACUGACAAAGUUAAGGGGACACGGUUGUUGAUUUUUAUGAUUCUUCUUUGGUUAGAAAUAAUUUUAAACAAACUUUACUAAGUCAAUAUAUAAAGGACUUGGCUUUAGAAAUAACUACAAAUGCGAAGAAAACAACUGACUUUAGUGUAGCUCAUAAGCAAAUUUCUAAGUAUAGUUUUUUUAGAUUUGUACUGAUUAUAGUUCUUCAAGUAGGAAACCUUUAUAGAAGGGGCUCUUUAUUGUAGAUCUACAAUUUCUGAUUAUUUCCACUGUUAUUUCUAAGCAGUUUGAAGUACCUACUAUGUAAUGAACAUGGUCUAGAAUUUUCUCUCUCAGUGAUAUUUGUUAAAACAAUAACCUAGAAAAAUUAAGACUUUCCCUUUAAAUUGGUGUAAAGACUAGGUUUUAAAUGUAGGAAUUUCUUAAACGUGCACCAGCAAUGUCAGUCUAAUGGUUGAUAUAGAAGACAAUCAGAUAAAAUUCUGUUUACUCUUCUGCUGUAGGCUUGUGCAGCUUUAUCUUUAGGUCAGGGUAAGACCAUUAUAGUAGGCAAUCUGGGAAAAGGCAAACGCUGGAAUUUUUUUCUCAGUUGCUAGCGACUACAAGCAUAAAAUGAAAGGUAGCAUUGAAUUCAUUUGAAAACCUUGCUUGUAGUAUAUGUCGUUUUCCAUGUGUGGACAUGGGAAUGCUGUAGGACAGAAGUAAAAAGUUGUGUUAUACUGUUUUCUAUCCUACAGGACAAACGUAAAUUCUCGUUGAGAUGGAGAUGUCGCGUGACUUGCACAGAGAGAAUGUUUCUGAUGACGUUCUCAAUCACUUGUGCAUUAGCAUAUGCUCUGUUACCUAAACUUUGUUGUGUUUUGUGUGGCCCAUUCUACACUAAGAAAAUUGCCUACUGCUGACAGUGGUAGAGUGAUAAAUGGUUCUGAUCUUUUUUCAGGUAAACCAUGUUUAAUGUCAGCAUUUGCAGGAAUGAGCAACUGUUUUAAUGGCAACCGAGCCUGUUUAGUUAACUGAUCUGCAGACUAAGAUGCUUUCAUUUCAGGGCAUCAGUGGAAACGAAGAUCAUAAAUUUCCAUCAACUUCUGUCACUUUUCUAAGUGUUGAUCUUUUCAGUUGAGACGUCAGUGAAUAUUUUUGGUGAGGCUGAGAAAAAUCCUCCAGCUACUAAUGUUUUGGAAUGUGACUAAUUGAAGAUAAUGAUACUCUGCCAGAUUUUGGUGGGAAAAAUAGUUUUAUUUUUUCUGAAGUAUAAUUUGUUAACUUACAUCCUAGGAAGGAGUAUUAGACAAAUUUCAAGUCUGAAGAUACAAACGUAAACUGUUUAGUUUAGCAAGUUCCCACAAAGGGGGGGGGGGGGUGUAAGACUAGCAAAUCAUAUUGCAAGAACUGUUCGAAGCAAUUAUACAUUUAAGUGUUUUUUCAAUAUAAUCUUAAAAUCAGAAAUAUCGGAUUUGGUAGUGGCAGUGGACGGCUUUUUUUACAUUCUUUUUCUUUUGUAGUCCAUCAUUAAAUUUCCAAAAUUAUCCUUAAACUUGCUACAGUAAAAAUAAAGUAUAUACUUGAUAUUCUUCUGUUGUUAGACAUGUAGCUUAAUAUGCCAUUAACAUAGUGGGCAAAUGACCAGGGUAUUAUUGGCAUUGUGUUGUGGCUCUUGUUCUUUUGCAUUCUGAAUCAACGUCUAGCAUCAGCCAACUGCUCAUUAUGAAAGAUCAAGUCAAAUGACAGUUUUUAUAUAGAAAUGGUCUGUAACUGAGCUUUGCAAUUACAAAGUGCCUGUAAUAAACUAGAUAUCAAAAAGU